This is a messenger RNA of Motacilla alba alba, 5468 nucleotides long. Its product is annotated as sulfotransferase 6B1-like. Lineage: Eukaryota; Metazoa; Chordata; Aves; Passeriformes; Motacillidae. Gene Ontology annotation, cellular component: cytoplasm. The record is from RefSeq and is a predicted model, not a curated record. Gene Ontology annotation, molecular function: sulfotransferase activity. Bases 3658 to 4599 code for a protein of 313 amino acids. The transcript is spliced from 9 exons. Gene Ontology annotation, biological process: sulfation.
UGCUUUUAACACUGGUGGGCAGACUAAUACCGUACAGUGUAUCAUAAAUGACUGACUUUUAAGUCUGGGGCUCAGAAGAGAGGGCUGAAAGUACUAGGAAAAAUGGCAAAACAAUUUGAAACAUAACACAUCGAGAAGAUUAGUGAACACGAAGUUCAGUAAAGGUAAAUGUAAAACUAUGAUAGAAAAGGGAAGCCAAAGGAGCAGGUACUUGAUGGGGGUAAAUCAGUCAGGCAGCAGCUGGCAUAAGAACACCUGAGGAAUCACACUUAGCAAGGACUAACAUGAUGACAGUGCUAGAACAAAAAGGCUCAGAUUUAUUCUGGUCUUGCUGAUCUGGUAGAAAACCAGAGCAUGACCUGAUUUUGCAGUUUUAUCCUCUCCAGUGUUAUCCCAUGGCUUGGAUUCAGUCCCUUUGUACCCUUAGUGAUCUCACUAUAAAGGACAGAGCUAUUCAGAGCAGUAACACCUCAUGUGCUUUUGCUCCAUUUGAGAUUGUGGGCCCUUGCAUUCAGUGGAGUAUGGAGGUAGGAGAAGGGAGGAUGGAAAAGGCAAGCAAGUCAUGUCAAAAAAUGAAUGUAGUCAAGGAAACUUGAAGGAUGAGUGACAUUUUGAGGGAGUGAAAAGUAGCCAGAUAUGAAGCCAGUGAUUCUAGAAUCAAUUCAGAAAAACAUGGGAAUCUGUUUUGAAGGUAAUACAUAAUUCACUGACACAAUAGCAGUGGCUCUCAAAAUGUAUGACUUCUAGGUUCUUACCAAUUGUUAAACAAAAAAAAAAAAGAGAGAAAUUUCCACUGAAAAUUAUGUUUAUAUUGUAUCUUUGUCUGUUUCCUUUAAAGAGAAUGAACAAACCCAAAAAAUUAUAUUAAUUUAUCUUCUACCUCAUAUCUUUUCCCCAGUCAAUUUCCAAAGCAAAGUUGGGGUGAGUCUUCCAUUCAGGUGCAUCUUCUCUUUAUGGUGUACUGCAAAUGUUCCUGGUAAGAGCAUUUCCAUCCAAGGCAGAUCUUCCUGUGGCUAACUGAGCAACUCAGAGUUGUCCCUGAGGAGCGCAGGAGCUGUUCCACAUUCAUUGACCUGCAUAGCCCGAGACACUUUGGCUGCUGGAGAGACAGUGCUGGGACUGGGACUUGGAUUGCUGGCAUACUCAGGAUCCCUGGUGGCCCUGAGCCUCUCUAGAGAGACAGGGCUGCUCUGACCCUCCUUGUGUGCAGCUCCUGAGCAGACAGACAUAUGGCUGUGACAGCACUGGAGACCCUGCUCAUGAGCAGAGAGCAGAGUCUAAGGGUAGGAGGAGCUGGAGGCACCUGUGCCCCCAGUGGCUCAGGUGGCAGGUUGAUUCAUCUCACACAUGCAAGUGGACCCUCCUGUCAGAUUUGAUGACAUAAAAUACUCAGAUGUGAGUAUUUCAUCAUGAGAAAUCAGGUUUAGGUGAUACCUGUCCUGAACUCUGGACAUUGCCUUGCAGUGACUGGAUGCAGGACAGAGCUAUUGCCUGUAAGGAAGCUUCUUCCUGGGAUGUGUAUCCAUUUUUGGAGUAGUGCGUAGUAACCAAAAAGGUGAGAAGUUGAAAGGAGUUGAAAAGAGCAAUAGAGGUCUGCAUCUACUUCUAGCAAGAGUUGUGAUGUGACCCUGAAGCAAGCAGGGUGGCACUCCACAGUAUCUGCUUGACAGCUCUGCCCCUUAGACCUUAGGCACACCCUUGUUGAUUAUUAACCAGGGCCGGGAUUUACCCUCAGCUGGCAACUCACAGCUCAACUCAGUGGCCCCAUGGGGCCACUCACUCUUUCACCCACAAGGGCAAGGGGGAGGGAAACAGAGUGAGAGGAGUCUUGGGGUGAAAUAAAGACAGUUAAAUAUGUAAAGCCAGAGCUAUGUGUGCAAGCAAAGCAAAGUAAGGAAUUCAUUCUAUCCUACUGGCAGUCAAAUGUUCAGCUGUCUCCAGGGCUCCAUCACCCAUGACGGUGCCAUGGUAAGACAAGUGCCUUAGCUCUCAGCAUCUCUUUCCUUCUUCUUGCCUCAAAUGUUAUUGCUGAGCAUGGUUCCAUAUGGAAUAGAAUAGUCCUUGGAUGAGUUGGGGUCAGCUGUCCCAUCUGUGUCCCCUUUUAAUUUCUUGUGCACCUGCAACCUGCUCUCCAGCAGCUCAGUGUGAGAAUCGGAGGAGGCCCUGACACUGUGUAAUUACUGCCUAGCAACAACUAAAACAUCUCUGUGUUACCAACGUUGUUUUCAGCACAAAUUCAACACAUAGCUCCAUACCAGCUAUUAUGGGGAAAAUGAAUUUCAUUGCAGUGAAAACCAGGACACACACACUUGUUGAAAGGUUAAAGUACAACAUUGAGCCAAACGGGUCGACUUGAAAACAUUUAGACAGGAUACCAUCAGCCAGGUUUACAUGAAAAACUGAAGUGGAAUGGAUGUGUUACUGGCGUCUUUGUCCUUUCAGGAACCAAUUGGCUUGAACAAAUGGUGAAGGAGUUGGCAGAUGCCAAAUAUACAGAAGAGGAAAUGAUGAUAAAUGCUGAAAAGACACUAGAGUAUCAUGCAGGCUGGUACAUAAUUAGUUUCAUGGCAGUUGUUUCCUACCUGUCAUGUAAUCCUGACAUAAUAAGUCAUGGGCAAUCAUGAAAGACUGUUCCUCUGCAUUUCUUGAUGUGCCUAUACCUCCAGACUGCAGCCCCUGCCAGUCUUCAAAAGUUCUCUUGCACUGAUCAUUUUGAUGGGUCAUCUUCCUACGAGAACACUGGGCUUAAAGCUCUCCUGGAACAGCCAUAGGAGGGUCCUGGACAGAGUCCAGUCCCUUUUUUAAGAGUCCUUAACUUGCAUUCCUCUCUGCCUGAGCUCCUGUGAGCUUGUGGAGACAGGCCUUGGAUGAGCUGAUGUCAUGGGAGUAUGUGGGCAGGGUAAUGUAUCGAUUCCCCCUUCAUUGCUCUGCUGUGCUCCUUUGUGGGUAUGCAGACAGCUUUUGCCAUGUAACCUAAGCCAUCCCACCAGCCUGGGCUUGGUUUGAAGGCUUUGAUUCUCCUGUGAUCAGAUCCACACUAAGUUAUUUAAAGGGGAAAAUGCCACGUAUGACAUUUCCAUUUUAGAGCAAAUUCUACUUUAGGCCCUGCAUUUCAUGGGCUCAUUCACAGAAGCCCAGGGCAUCUCACUACUCUUGCAAGCUUGUCUUUCUUGUUGUUGUUGUGGUGGUGGUUGUUGUUGUUGUUGGUACAGAUGAAUGAUCAGGGGAGUUUUAAGGCACAUUUUUGAAUGGAUCAAUCUUAAUGGAACUAUCUAAAAACUGAGUAGGCUGUUUUAGAGGACUAAUUUAUGGAAGCCUUCUCCAGAGUUUUACCGAGAUAAACGCAGAUCAUAGAAAUAAAUAUUAAAAACAUACCUCUUCUUGUUUAGCACUUGGGAGCAACUGUUGUGAAGCUUUCAUUCUUUGAAGUUGUUUCAUUUAACAGGGAAAGGAUCUGCAUGAGCAGAUCAGUGCACUAUGUAAGGGCCAGCUGGCACUGUCCUGUAGCUAUCACAGAAAUGCCUCCAGCCUCCUUCUGCACAGGUCCACAAUCAGGGAAGACCAGGUCUGGUCUUUGACUGGAGCUGCACAUUUCUUCACAGGUUCAGAAAGAGCAUUUCACACUGUGACAGAGCCUGUGUGUGAGAGAGAAGAAGAAUGGAGAAGUCCAGGAAAACAUUUGUUGGUUUGGUAGAUAAGGCAAUAGCAGCUUCCAACUCAAUGCAUCGUGAUGAACUGCUAAUUUCUUACAAGGGAAUUCUCUACCCUAGAAGUCUUUACAGUCCUGAAGUAUUCAAAGCCUUGGAGUCCUUUGAAGCCAGAAGUGAUGAUGUAAUUUUGGCAGGAUACCCUAAAUCCGGCACUAACUGGCUAAGUCAAAUCUUAACUGACCUGAUAGCCAUAUCUCAAAAGAAAACACCAGGCAGUGAAAGCAGUGCGCAUGCCGAGGAACCAGAAGAAUUCCCCUACCUCGAAAUUGGAGAUCCUGAGAAAUACGAGCGAAUGACCAAAUUACUUUCUCCGAGAUUUAUGGUUACUAAUCUCCGUCCUGAAAAUCUUCCCAAAUCUAUCUUCAAAAACAAUGCCAAGAUAUUGUUACUGAUUCGUAAUCCAAAAGAUGUUGCUACAUCUUAUUACCAUUUUUCCAAUGGCGUGGCUACUGUUCCCUCCUAUGAGACCUGGGAUGAGUUCUUCACAGAUUUCAUGGCAAAGAAAACGGCCUGGGGAUGCUACCUUGAAUACCUUUCUGAGUGGAACAAAUAUGCUGACAAAGAAAAUAUUAUGACAAUAACUUAUGAAGAAGUAAAAGAGAAUCCUGCCCUGAGUGUGAAAAACAUAGCUACGUUCUUUGGAAUUCCUCUGACUGAGGAACAGCUCCAGCUGGUGGUAGAGAGGAGCAGCUUCCAGUCUAUGAAGAAAAACUCAGACAAGACCCAUGGGUCAUUUGGCAAUAUUCUCUUUCGCAAAGGUGGUGUAAAUGACUGGAAGAAUCUUUUCACUGAAGAUCAGAGUGAGAAAAUGGACAAAGCAUUUGAGGAACAUAUAGCAGGAACGAAACUGGGGAAAAAGUUGAAGUAUGACUUGUACUGCAGAAGAUGAAGACAAGUGAAAUGUGGUUACAUGUUACAAGAGCAAGAACUUUGCAAGGCAGACUCAGAUCAUCUGAAUGCUAUACAUUGGAAAACUAGAUCAAAUAACCCAAGCACCUUAGAAUUACUCUAAGAGUCAUUGCAGCAGCCUUUAUAGUGACACGGCUGAGUGAUGAGCCUUUUGUUUUAUGGUGUGACCUCAGGCUACACUCAUUUGCUGAAGAAGAUGCCAACUAAUCAUAUUUACAAAAAACCUAACAGCCCUGUUCCAGCUGUCACCUGGAAGGAAAUGCCCCUUUUCUUUCUAGACAAAUUCAAUCCUUCUAGGUGGUUUCUAAUUAUUUAGUAUGCAGAUUCUUUUUUUCUUCAAAAAUGUUCCAAAUCAGUCAACAUCUUCAUAGAAAAUAUCACUAGCAAAAAUAGGGAUAUGACAGAAGCCUAAUGUCUUAUCUUAGAGAUAGAGAUCUUCCAGGAAUCAGGAGAUCUUCCAUGAAUUCAGCACAAACUAAAUCAAAACUAGAGAAAGCAGCAAGGAGGGGAAUAUGGAUCAGCAUUCUUAAGGCUCUCAAUCUCUCUGAAUGCAAAAUAUCAAGAUGGAUUUCAUAUUUUGGGCUGAUGUCAACAGGCAAGGUUCUCUCGGGGCCACUGCUUUCUAUAGAAGCAGAGAAUAGCCCAGGUUGAAAGAGGCCUUGAAAAAUGAUCUGGUACACCCUUUCAUGGGAAAGGGAGCCUGGAUGAGACUCUAUCUAGAUAUCAUAUCUUGAAAACUUCCAGUGAUGAGGAUUCUACCACAUUCCUGGAGGAUUUGUUCCAGCAACUGGUUGUUCUUGCUGUAAAGAACUGACUUAUUGUACCAAGAUUAAACCUCCCUUGUUGCAA